Drosophila takahashii is the source of this 523-nucleotide messenger RNA. Its product is annotated as LITAF domain-containing protein. The record is from RefSeq and is a predicted model, not a curated record. NCBI's taxonomy places the organism in Eukaryota, Metazoa, Arthropoda, Insecta, Diptera, Drosophilidae. Gene Ontology annotation, molecular function: zinc ion binding.
UUUUACCUCUGUAACGGUCACUCUGCUCACGAAGAAGAAAUUUACUAUUAUAACGUAUACGUCCGCUCUCGGUUACAAAAAUUCGAGAAACUUAACCGUCAAGUGCAUUUACUAGCCUAGCAAAGAUGAGCAAACCAGGCAGUGCUCCUCCGCAGUUCACCUAUGUGCCGCCCCCCUCGGCCCCGCCCUCUUACCAGGAGGCGGUGGGCGGGGUUAAGCCCGUGGGUCCAUACACGCCCGUUGUUGCGCCCGCCACGACGGCGAAUACCACGAUUGUGACCACUGUGGUGCCAAUCAGCCGCACCUCGACGCACAUGAUCUGUCCAUCGUGCCACGCCGAGAUUGAGACGACCACGCGCACGGAGCCCGGAAUGAUUGCCUACUUGUCCGGAUUUUUGAUUGCCCUAUUCGGUUGCUGGCUGGGAUGCUGCCUGAUACCUUGCUGCAUCGACGACUGCAUGGAUGUGCAUCACUCGUGUCCCAACUGCAGGGCAUAUUUGGGGCGCUACCGUCGAUAGGAUGA